This is a messenger RNA of Sphaeroforma arctica JP610, 951 nucleotides long. RefSeq lists its product as hypothetical. The record is from RefSeq and is a predicted model, not a curated record. Gene Ontology annotation, biological process: protein refolding. Gene Ontology annotation, molecular function: heat shock protein binding. The coding region runs from base 1 to 909 and encodes 302 amino acids. Lineage: Eukaryota; Ichthyosporea; Ichthyophonida. Gene Ontology annotation, cellular component: cytoplasm. The transcript is spliced from 7 exons.
AUGUCGAUAUAUCCACCAAAUUUUCAGUGUCCAGUUGAUCUUUCAGUUACUUUGCUAAUUUCAGCACUGCACCUGCAUAUUCUGAGCAACGAGAAGCUUCGACAGAGUUAUGACGAAGGUAACGGACCCGCCCCAAACGAUCUGAGUUUCGAUGCUGAGCAAAUGCUCAGAGAAUUUGAAAAGGCCUUCAACAAGGAGGGCAAAAUAGAAUCCAACAGAAGGCCGGUGACCAUACCCAUACAACUCAAUUUUCUCGCUGCAGUGAAGGGGUGUGAGGUAGAUGUGUCCUAUAGACUCAAGGAGAAGUGCGUACCAUGCAAAGGCUCCGGGGCUACGGCUGGGAGCCCUGCGCACGUGGUGUGUUCUAAGUGUGGCGGCGGGGGACUGGUGAUGAUGCCUGCUUUCUUCAUACUCGAGGCGCAUGAGAUUGACUGUCCGAAAUGCAGCGGUGAAGGUGUGAUCGUACCGGAACCGUGCCGAAGUUGUUUUGGUCGUGGAGCCGAGCAUUCGACCGUAAAUAAGAAAGUACAAAUCCCGCCGGGUGUGGUCAAUGGCCAAGAGAUUCUGCUAGAAAAGUCUGGCCAGGCGGUUGUAAUGCUGCAUGUUGAUGAGAGUAGCAAGACCUUCAAAAGGAAAGGUAUGGACAUCUUCUCAACGAUCGAAGUGUGUGCGCUGAGAGCGGCUCUUGGGGACGUACCGUGCAACAUGGAGACGGUUCACGGAACACACUCGGUCGUGUUGCCUUCAGGCACGCAGCACGGUGAUGAGGUGCGCUUAGCUGGGAAGGGUAUUCAAAGUCUGGAAGCUGAUAUACCGCCAGGCGCCCACGUCGGUGUGGUCAGGAUAGUGGUGCCAAGAUUGCUGACGAGCUCUCAGUCUGAACGAUUAAAGAAGUUUGAUGCUACUUAAAUAAAACUCUAAGUGAAUAAACUAGUAUCCGCCUGAACGGCA